AGCGUCUCACCAGCCAGGAUGACUGGAGGAGUUAGGCUGCAGUGUUAGGGGAGAGUGUGUGUGUGUGUUUGUUUGUGUGUGAGUGUGUCUGGGCGGACUCCUGCUGUAAUGCUGCCCCAUGUGUGACUGUGCUGACCACGACAGCCAUCCUGUUCACAGCGGAGACUUUCUCAGCAUGCAGAUGGUGUGUGAGCAGCCAGGGGAAAAGUUAGUAAGAGCUCGUCUGAGCCUCAACUAACACAGUCCACUGUGCACACACUGAGUUUGUUCAGUGGAUCAGCAGCAGCAGCAGCAGCAGCAGCAGAGUCUCAGCCCAGGAUCUCUGUUGAUGUGGAUUGACUACCUGUCACUGGGUUGGAUACAAUAGGUGUGCAUCACCACACGUCAGAGCUGAGGGAUUCAUUAAGGCUGUGUAUUUGAAAGAUAAGAGUUGCUGCAAUGGACGAGCAGUGUGUGUCCCACAGCAGUCCCCAGCGCAGUGGAGGUCAGGCCAGCACAGAGAUCCAGAGGCAGGGACGGCCGACUGUCAUCAGGUGCGGGUGGCUCAGGAAGCAAGGAGGUUUUGUCAAGACUUGGCACAGUCGCUGGUUUGUUCUGCGAGGGGACCAGCUCCACUAUUACAAAGACGAGGAGGAGACCAAGGCCCUGGGAGCCAUUUUCUUACCUGGAAACAAAGUUUCAGAGCAUCCAACCAGCGGCGAUGAAGCGGGGAAAUUUCUCUUCGAGGUCAUUCCAGGGGGAGACAAAGAGCGGAUGACAGCCAACCAUGAGACCUACCUUCUUAUGGCCAGCACCCAGAAUGACAUGGAGGAUUGGGUGAAGACGAUCCGCAGGGUCAUCUGGGCACCUUUUGGUGGAGGGAUCUUUGGUCAGAAGUUGGAGGAAACGGUGCGGUAUGAACGCCGGUUUGGGAACAAGCUGGCCCCUAUGCUGGUGGAGCAGUGUGUGGAUUUCAUCCGGCAGUGGGGCCUGCGGGAGGAGGGUCUAUUCAGGCUGCCCGGACAGGCCAACCUGGUCAAAGAGCUGCAGGACGCCUUCGACUGUGGAGAAAAACCCUCUUUUGAUUGUAACACAGAUGUGCACACAGUAGCCUCUCUACUGAAGCUGUAUCUCAGAGAGCUGCCGGAGCCCGUCGUCCCCUUCCACAAGUAUGACGACUUUCUGGCCUGCACCAAGCUCCUCGGAAAAGAUGAUGAAAUCGGUAUGAAGGAGUUGAGAAAGCUUGUGGAAAAUCUACCUCCAGUGAACUACAACCUUCUCAAGUACAUCUGCAGAUUUCUAGAUGAAGUCCAGUCGUAUUCAGGAGUGAAUAAAAUGAGCGUCCAGAACUUGGCCACAGUCUUUGGGCCAAAUAUCUUGAGGCCGAAGGUCGAGGAUCCAGUCACUAUUAUGGAAGGUACUGUUCUGGUCCAGCAGCUCAUGGCUGUUUUUAUUGGCCGCCACGACGUGCUGUUCCCUCUGGAAGAGGACAGCCCCACGGCCCUCGAGCUCGUCAACAACAACAACAUCGAGCUACAACGGCGACAAGCCAUCACCACAACUACCUCCGCCGUCACUGCGGUGUCUCAGAACGCCGAGAACAACAACACGCAGGUGGUGCGGCAGUGUGUUUGGGAAGCGCCCGAGUCUCCUUCGCACCGCCAACACGUGGACAACAGUGGCUCCCCGCGACCGGCGAGCCCUCGCAAUGGUGUCAUAGGACGCUUUGACAUCACCCGCAGUCCACCGAUGACUGUUAAAAAGAACCCGGCGUUCAGUAAAGGCAGUGGGAUCGUUACUAACGGCUCCUUCAGCUCCUCGCCGUCUUCAGACCCCAGUCAGGAAAAGAGCCAGACUUUGACUGGCGGUGGGAGUUUACCGGCGCGGCGCGGUGGGGCGCUCAAAGGCUCCGGUACAAAAAUGGGCACCAGCGGCGUGACGAGUGGAAGCGGAGGGAACGGGACUGGAGUUGUGCGCAUGGGCGUCUCCGGCACCGACGUGGUCACGGGGAGCCUGAAUGGCCGCAAUGGUCUCUGGGUACCAAACGGCUGCGUCACUUUACGCGAGAACCACAAAACGCGUGACUGCUCCCACGGGGAUCAAACAUCCAAUCAGAACCGUUUGUCCACGUAUGACAACGUCCAGUUGAACCAUCAGAACCUGCAGCAGCAGAACCACAUCACCAACACGUGUCUGAACAGUAGCAGCGAGGACAAGCAGAGCGUCGACAGCGCCACCUGGUCCACCUCCUCCUGUGAAAUCUCUCUGCCUGACAACUCCACUUCCUGUCGCUCCUCCACCACUACCUGCCCUGAGCAGGACUUCUACGGGGGUCACUAUGAAGACCUGGAGGGACCAGCACCGGACAAUGGGCCUCCCCAGUCUGGAGGAGGAGGAGGAGAAGGAGGAGGAGCGGUGGAGGGCAGGAACAGCAACGGAGAAGGAAGUGGAGGAGGAGCAGGGCGGAGCAGCCGAGGAACCAGCAGUAGUGAUAACAGUGACGUUUACACCGUUGGUAACGGACCCAGCAGUCACAGCGCUCUGCACAGUUUAGUGGCCAGUCUGAAACAGGAGAUGAACAAGCAGAAGAGCGAGUACGAGGCCAGGAUAAAGAGCUUGGAGCAGCGCAACCUGGACCUGGAAACGGAGAUGGUGGGCCUCCACGAGGAGCUGGACCAGGAGAGGAAGAAGUACACCAUGGCGGAGAUCAAGCUGCGCAACGCCGAGCGCGCCAAGGACGACGCCGAGCGGCGAAACCAGAUGCUGCAGAAAGAGAUGGAGCAGUUUUUCUCCACGUUCAGCGACCUCACCGCGACUGGCAACGCCCCAGCCGCCGACCCCCGCCGACCGGAUCGUAACAACACCAUCUGGAUACAGUGAAGUGAAGGGAGGCGGGGAAAUGUGCCAGCGAAGACUGGAAACGGUUUAUUAUAUGAUGCGAACAUUACGAGGGCUCCAAACAGGAUUUGGCUGCUGGUUUGUUGAGGGGGAGUCGGGAAGUUACAUCGCAAAAGGUUAAUGGCACGUUUUAAUUUAAGAAAUAGGAGGUGUAGGGCUAACGCAAGCCACCUGUAUAAAUGUAGACAUCACCUGGAGUGAUGCCAGACUGACAUUAUCUGUACAUACAGCGUUAUUUAAACAACUCACAGACACUCUCCAACUCAGAAACUGUGGUGGUAAUCACUCAUCGUGCUGGGAAGUGGAGCAAAGACGCAGUCUGAUGAUACACAGUACUAUUAGCAUUUUUACUUCAGCUCGUAGAGCCACAUAGGAGGGAAGGCAGCAUUUUUAAAAAGGUUGUGAAUGCCUGAAAACACAAAGACGCCUCCCUAUCUUCAUUUACUUAAAAAAAUCUAACCAAAAACAUCGUAUUGUUCCAUGUAAUUCUGUAUCUGCUCGUGUACAUAGAGGGAAACAAUGCAGAAAAAAAACACAGUGUCAUAUGUAUGUAAAAAGAAAUGGAAGUAAAUGUUUAUGUGGUAUUUAAGCAAAGUUAUCAAUGUGUGACAUUUUAUAUUAAGAUUUCUCCUUGCACUUACAUGUUUGUUUAGUCUCAGCAAGGCGGUACUGAAUGUUCUGUCGGUCCAUGUGCGUACCAUUUAAAUCGGACUAUAUAUACUGUAAAUGUGCUGGUGCUUCUGUGCUGUUUCAUUCACCCCAUGACCAAAAAAAGAGCCUGUACUGUAAAUAUUUUCUAGGUAAUCGUAGACACUAUUUGUUAGUCCGCACUGUGGUUUUGACGCGUAUUCGGGUGGAUAUGGCACGUGUUGAGUUGAUACUGAUUGAAGAAUGUUUUGUAGCUUGUAAAGAUUAAGACUUGCACGAUGGGCGAUAAAUCCCAGAUAAAAUAAAAAAUGUCUGUCGUAAAUUCUGAAUUUCAGUCGACAAAGCGUCUCUCUCCCCGUUAACAGAUGUGUAGCUGCUGUCGUUCUCCGAAUGCUCUCGGGAAUUACAGUUCACCGUCUACCUCUGAAGCACGCGAGACGCCAGUUUUAGAAAUACUCUCCUGUCGUCUUCUGACGAUUUAUCCACCUGACACAACUGGUUUUCAUCCAGAAUAACAAGCUGCAGCAACACAGAGGUGCGUUUUGUGGGUCAAAACUGUGAAGAAAUUGGAUUAUCAAGUGUGUCAAUGUUGAAGACGUCAACAGCCUAGUGGUGGCUAGAUUCAGUAGCAAGCGGUGUGUGCAUGAUGGUGCAUGAUGAGUCCAUGCAGGGUCGGUGUAUAAUAAGUGAAUGUCUGUAAAGUGACUGCAUAACGAUGAAGUCUUUAUGAGUGUAUUUAUAUAGCUUUAAGCCAAAUGUAUACACACGGUGCGGAUUUGCUGAUGGGUACAAAACAUCUGACCUGAGCUGGACUGCUGGCUACUCUUCCUCUGAAGACCAGGUCCCAUAUUAACCUGCUGCUGGUCAGUGCAGGACAUCUGGAAUGUGCACAUGGACGGGAGAAAAAAAGUGCCUGAACAACUGAAGAAGGGAGGGGGAGCAAUAGGCUUAAGCCGAGCUGACAGCGGCACCUCGUUCUGUGAAUUCCACACAAAAGAGCAGAUUACGGACACAGGGCAGGAGGGAGAGGAGGACGGGGACAGUGGAAUAUUUUCAUGACAUGAUACUUGAUACACAAAAGACUUAAUAUGAAUAAAAAUACAUUUUCA
Molecule: messenger RNA, 4634 nt
Organism: Sebastes umbrosus (honeycomb rockfish)
Lineage: Eukaryota; Metazoa; Chordata; Actinopteri; Perciformes; Sebastidae
Gene: arhgap24
Product: Rho GTPase activating protein 24
Exons: 10
Coding region: 439-2859 (806 amino acids)
Biological process (GO): negative regulation of ruffle assembly; activation of GTPase activity; negative regulation of Rac protein signal transduction
Cellular component (GO): focal adhesion
Molecular function (GO): GTPase activator activity
Source: RefSeq, a predicted model, not a curated record